Messenger RNA from Asterias rubens (European starfish), 2514 nucleotides. RefSeq lists its product as uncharacterized. Lineage: Eukaryota; Metazoa; Echinodermata; Asteroidea; Forcipulatida; Asteriidae. Bases 842 to 2440 code for a protein of 532 amino acids. The transcript is spliced from 9 exons. The record is from RefSeq and is a predicted model, not a curated record. Gene Ontology annotation, molecular function: DNA binding. Gene Ontology annotation, biological process: DNA integration; DNA recombination.
UUUAAGUGGGUGUUUAAAUUGAGCCCGGAUACAUGUCGGAACUUUUGUCCCUGACCAGGAUAUGUGAACUGAACUUUUGUUUAAAUAAAUGAAUCUUAAAACCUCCUAUGAACUUUAGUACCUUGUCAAGGAAAAUGUAUAACUUCUUUUUAUUAUUUGUGUGAACUGAACUUCAAAAAUUGCAGGCCUAGUGAACUGGACUUCACUUUAAACCCUACCAUUACCAAGAUUAGAACUAGAUUUAAUGUGUAUCUAACUCUAGCUGUGGCUAAAUACUUCAGAAGACCUCCCAGAUGUAGCAAGGGCCUUAUGUGGGUUGUGGCUUGUCUCAAUGGGACUGAUAUCCACAGUGCACAGUAUCAAUUGGAUCUUGUCAGAAUGAUGGAGAAUGUGAAGCUUUAGAUGACACUGAUGAUGAAAACAAGGAGGACUUUGCGGAACAUUCCCAGAUGACUUCGGCCAACAAUAAAAAAAACUAUCAGAGUAUUCAUCAGAAACUGUUCAAGCUGGUAUGGAAAGAUCUGGCUGUAUGAGGUAGUAGAGGCGGCCAUUUCUAAUCCUGAACUCAUUUAUGCAUGACGGUUAGCUUAUUCGAUUUGAGUCGGGUAGCGUGGCUGGUUGCAGGUGUCAUGGGGACGCAUCAUAAACAUUGAGUGCAUUGCAUCCACCAGGACCCUAGAGACAACCAUUCGACCCAUGGCAGCUCUCGAGAGAAGACAAGAAAUGUAUGAAGAAGGGGACAGCGUAAUGGCACUGUGGCCACCAGACUCGUCAUGGUAUCCAGCUGUAAUCACCUCCAUAACCAAAAGGAAGUCACUAAUGAAGUACUCUGUGCGUUACAAUGAGGAUGGCAUCACACGCUCCUUAUUUGAGCACCAGCUGGCCCAUCAAACAUCAGAUUUUCAGUGUGAUACUUCAAGGUCUGGUUGUCAAGAAUGAUUCUUUGAUUCUGGAAGUUGCCAAACGUGAAUACCUCAGACUUGGCCACGAUGUUACACAACAUGGCUACAUUCGGAACAAACUACGAGAACUUGGUCGUCUUGUUAUACAACUGAGAAAAAACACCCACCAACCAAAUGCAUCACUGGAAGUAUUCGUGCAUCCCCGCCAUCUGAAUGAUAUCGUCAAGGCUGUUUAUGAUGUCGCCGGCUUCAGUGAAGGAAAACAGAUGUAUCACGUUCCAUCUCUAGCACUCAAGAUUGGACACUCCAUCAAGAGAUGUGCACUCAUACUGCAAGCAAGUGCUUUAGAGUUUAAUCUUAGGCAAAAAGCGGAACAGACCGAACAGUUUAGGCAGUUAUGUGAAAUUAAGUGGCCAGAACUUGUGUCAACCCAUGCCCACAGAACACUGUACCAAGGAAAGCGCAACAAACGUGCUGAUCUCCCCACAAAUACAGAUGUGGUGAAAAUCUCAUCGUUCCUUCAUGAAACUGGCAACAGGGAAGUGCAGCUCCUACACUCUGCUAAGGGCCAUGAAAUUACACCAGCUUGGAAGAAAUUGAAUGAAGUCACACUGUGCCAUCUCAUUAUCUUCAACCGCAGACGACAGGGGGAAGUAUCCAAAAUGAAACUGGAAGAUUUUCACAAGCGCAGUAGUGCAGCCAUUGUGAAAGGUGAUUGCGUGAUGACUGAUCUUGAACGGCACCUCUGUAAAAUGUUCCAAGUCAUUGAAAUAGUUGGUAAGAGGGGCAGAACUGUUCCUGUGCUUCUUGGUACUGAUGUGAUGGCGUGGUUGAAGGCUCUGGUCGCAAAUAGAAAUGCAGCUGGAGCGGCACAAGACAAUAUAUUCUUAUUCGCACGAAGUUGUUACGGAGGCUCAGGUCAUAUACGAGGAAGCGACUGUCUACGAGCAUAUGCAAAUGAGGCGGGCCUUGAGAAUGCUGGUAGCAUGCGGUCUACAAAGCUUCGUAAACAUGUAGCGACUGUUUCACAAAUUCUGGCCUUGAAUGAACAUCAGCUUGAAACACUUGCAGACUUCAUGGGUCAUGAUUUGCGGGUCCAUCGCGAGUACUACCAGUUGCCAGACACUGUCCAGAGGGUUACCAAACUGUCUAGACUUUUCCUCAGCUUGGAGAGAGGCAACUUGGUUUCGCAACAUGGCAAAUCUUUGGAGGAGUUGCAUGUUACUGGAGAAGGCUUCACCAGCGAUGAGGACAGCAGUGAUUCAGGUGACUCGUGUGACCCAGCUUUGGAGGACAGUGUUGAUGCCAGAAGGCCACCAACCCCAGCUCGACAAGUCAAGCGUCGACAAUUCAAGCGACGCCCCUGGACUGCCCAGGAAAAGAAAGACGUAACUGAGGGCUUGCAGAGAUUCAUGUUGCUGAAGAAGAUUCCAGGAAAACGUGACAUUGAAUCGUCCUGUCCUGUGGCAUUGCAGACCAGAACUUGGAAAAACAUUAAGGACUUUUGUAGAAACACGAUGACACUUAAACAAAUUUAAGGUCUCCUGCACCACCAAAGUACAGUCAUAACCUAGAGUGACUCUGUAGGCACAGCCAAAUGAUUAGUCUAGAC